Molecule: messenger RNA, 4972 nt
Organism: Populus trichocarpa (black cottonwood)
Lineage: Eukaryota; Viridiplantae; Streptophyta; Magnoliopsida; Malpighiales; Salicaceae
Product: cinnamoyl-CoA reductase 1
Exons: 7
Coding region: 3838-4803 (321 amino acids)
Molecular function (GO): oxidoreductase activity, acting on the CH-OH group of donors, NAD or NADP as acceptor
Source: RefSeq, a predicted model, not a curated record
CGGUACUCUAUGUACAUAAAUAUAUAGGAAUUAUAGAAAAAACUAAAAGAGAUCAGAUUAACACUCUGGAUUGUGAGGUGUUUUAUUGUGGAUUCAAGCAGUGUUUAUCGCCAGAAAGUUUGUUGAUCUCGCGAUGAUUUUGUUCAAUUUCUUCUCCUGCUUUCUGUGUCCUUCCAUUUAUUGAGAGACAUGAUAGAGGAAAGAUAUACGAGAGAGGCUGUUAUGGAGAAGAAAAGGAUCCACUGAGAGGGUCUUGCUCUUGCACCAACAAUGAUGAGGUCGGUGGUGCAGACGAUGGCGCUUUCAAUGUAGAUAGGAAUCUGUGAAAACAACAAAGAAAGUUGUAUCCUUCGAAAUCCUAAUUUUUUAUGAUUUUUUUUUCCUGGUUGGGAAAUAAUGCAUUCUUUUUUAUUUGUGGUUUUUGGUUAAUGGGUUUUGAUUUCUGGGAUAUAUCUGCACUUUUACUACAUGCUGGGUUUUAGAUUUUAAUCUAAUUUCUUCAUUUGUGGGAUUUUAAUUCUUCGGUUUGGGUGUUAUUUAUGUGUUAUUGCAUUAAAUUAUUACUGAUGUUGCUGGCUUUUUUUUUCUUGAUGAAUUAAAAUUGUAUUAACAACUCUCUCUAUGAAGUUGGUAGCGAUUCAGAGCAGAGUUCGAAUGUUGUUGCCGUAGUGGCCUUCUCUUGCAUCAAGGGCAAUAUGGCAAGGUUUUGGCAUGUGAGUUUCGUUUUUUGCUGCUCAAGCAUCUAUAUUUUUUUUUCAUUUUUCAAAUUCAUCUUCUUCUAUUUGGUUGCAAGCUACAUGGUGCUGGGUUAAUUGUGUGUUUCUCGGGGUUGGAAUUUGAAUUUAGAUGUUUUUCAUCUUAAAAAGGUUUAAAAUUUGGAGAAAGAAUAGUUGUUGUAGCUUGCUGGCUUAGGGAUAAGUUGGUUAGGUCAAUUCUUUUGAAGGCAUUAACAAGCUUUUCAUGCCUUUUUUUAUGUGCACGUAAGGAAUUAUAUAACGAUUCAUCAUGCAACUUAUUCACCUCCAUUCAUGGAUCAAACACAGACCAUGUUUCCUUCUGGUUUAGGUCUCUGCUUUGAGUUUUUCCAGUUGUUUUGCAUCCAUGGGUUUAGUGUUAGGGAACUAACUGAAUUAGACUUUAAGCCUUUUCCAUCAUCCAUGAGGUAGUCCUUUACCGAGCCAUCUAUGUGCAAUCGUGUUUUAAAAAAUAAAUUAGAGUUGUGCGGUAGCAUUGUGAAUGACAAGGCAGAUAAUUGGGUAAGUGUUUUAAUGAGUUUGGACUAUCUUCUUUACAUGUUGCACACAAGGUGUUUGACAAGGAUUUUGAGAGAGAUGUGUUUUAUUUUGAAGUUGUUCCUUGGAUUUUAUUCUUGCUGUAUUUUGAGCUUUUAAGCCCUUUUUUGGAUUCUUGAUGCACUUAGGGAAAGACAUGUUAAUUAAAUGAUGUUUGGGUCAAUGGUGGAUGAAAGAGACUUUGACAGGAGGUCUUUGUGUUUGUGCAUUUCGUGUUUUUAUGGAUUUCAUGCUUGGCUUACAGAUGCUAUUAAUUCUGUCUUUGGUUAUGUUGUUCUCUUGAUAGAGAUCUAUAUUGUUUUUAUUUUUGCGUGUCACGUUAAUGGUCCUUUUCUAUGCAAUUGUUUUAUAAUGGAGCAGCUUCAGAAAAAUUCAGUCCCUCGCAUGGCAUUAGACAAGGUGACCCUUUUUCUUGGUAUAUUUUCUGUAUUAUGCAUGGAAGAAUUUACUCAUUUAAUUACAGAACGUACGUAUAUUAGAAAAUGGAAUCCUGUAGGGUUGUAAAAGAUGGGCUUGCAUUUCACAUUUGCUUUUCGUUGGGGGUGAUUAAAUACUAUGUGGAGUCCUCUAUAAAAUCAUAUAGAUGUUAUUUUGGGAUGUUUAAAGAAGUUUUGCGCCUCAUUUGGUCAAAAAAAUUGGUGUUUUCAAAACCAAGAUUUUCUUCUCCAAAAACACUUAUAAACAGGUAUCUAAUGCAAUCAGCAGUGGAGAUGGUUUUAUAUUGAUAUCUGACCUCAAAAGAUAUUGCUGAGAGAGUUCAGAGCAAUUUGUCAGCUUGGAAAAAUCAACAAUUUUUCUGUAGCUGGAAGAGUCGCUCUCUGUAUGUUAGCAGUCCAUAUAGACAACUCAUCUCCCCCAGGAGUGUGUGCGAGGCUAUUGACAAAGUGCGUCCAAGUUUUGUUUGGGGGAUACAAUAGAGUACAUAUAAGAGUGCACUUGAUGAACUCAAGGACUUGUGUCAUUAAAGAUUAUUUGGGGAUUAAUGACCCAAGAUGAUCUCUUAUUGAUUAAAGCUGUUAAAAGAUGAUGCAAUGACUUUUAAUCAGUUAGGUUUGGUUCCAAAGAGAAAAGGGUCCAUGUCCAAUCUUUGGCGUAACAUUGUCAAAUUGCAAAAGGUUUUCUUUACAAGAGUCAGUUGGAUGACUGGGGAAGGAUAGUUGAUGAAUUUUUGGAAGAUUAAAGGGUGGAAAAUGUAGGCAUUUUCGUUGAUCAUGUUCUCCAUGACGGAGUUCCAAAGCUUAAUAACAUGAAUGUUAUUGAAGUGGUGAUGGCUAAUGGAGAGAUUACCUCAACGGCUCCCUGAUAAUUGCAUUCAGGCCUUUGCAUUAACUUGUCUUCCAUCAUGCUCGGAUAAUGGUUCUGAUGUAGAACCAUGGACCAGGUGGUGAAUUCUCCGCUGUUACGGCCUACCACCAAUUCAUAUCAUGUGAUGAUUGGAGCUUGCCUAAUGCUCUGUGUUAGAGUCUGAAGUGGCCAGGUCUGGACCUGAUAAUUAUUAUCUUUUUAUGGCUUGCAAUCCAUAAUAGAUUAAACACGAAUGAAUAAAGAUAGAGGCCACACAUGGACUACCGUCAUAUUCGCAAUAAUUUUUCAAAUUCAAGUCCAUUGUACAUGUGUUCAGAGAUUGCACAAAAUAUAUGGAAUCAGUUCAUUGCACAGAAGGACACAAAUGUUUUCUUCUCUAUGAGUGGGAAAGAAUGUUUUGUUGCUAAUCUUAGCAGAAAUACUUACAAUACCAGUGGGAAAGUAUGUGUGCAUGUGUUGUCUGAAGAAAACCAUUCUUCAUUUGACAUAUUUGUCUAUUUAGAUCUGCAAGCAGAUUGAGGAAGAUGAUGUCAUCUGUUUACACAUGCAUAUAUCUAUUAUGAGCACAACAUCAUUCAACUGCGAUCUUUUUCUUUGGUUAUAUUAAGUUUUCUUUGCUGGGCAUAACACAACUACUUUUGAGUCUCUUCACUAUAUACAGCUUCAUAUCAAAUUUCUCUUGGUCCUGCUAUUUCAUUGCAUAAUGAAACCCAACACACCUCAACAUUUUUCUUGGUGAGGAAAAUAAUUUUUUUAUCCGGCCUGCAGUGAAGCACGGGACACCUGACUAGUAUACAAUACAGGUCGAGCCCUAAUCUUAUACAUAAACAUUUAUAAUUGUAAAACAAAAUCAAAGAUAACUGUGGAAUUUCUUUAAUCAGAGAUAUUAUUAUUAUACAGAAUAGAGACAUUGGGCAUGGUUAUCCGGUAGCAUAAUUAUAUGAACACAAGUCAUUUUCAAGUCGCCGUGAGUUUUUGGGCAGGUGAAGAUUAAUUGAAAAGUCGUUGGUGGAAAAUUUAAUUGACGACGACCAUUGACUAACUCAAGUAUCAAAUAUAAAGAAUUGUCAAAUUAGACUGCAAGCUCAACAGAGAACAUGACUGAACAUUUUGUUUUUGUGUUUAUUGGUGGUUGGUAACUUCGUAUACAAGACGUUAAGAAAUAGGGUACUACAAGUCCGCAGGCAUCUUUAAGAGAAUUGGAACUCAGAAUCCGGAUUGAGAGAGGGAGUGAGGAAAGAUGUCCGAGAAAAUUGUGUGUGUAACAGGUGCAGGAGGGUACUUGGCAUCGUGGCUGGUAAAGUUUCUUCUUUCAGAGGGCUAUGUGGUGCAUGGAACUGUGAGAGACCCAAGUGAUGAAAAGAACGCACAUCUGUUGAAGUUGGAAAACGCUAGAGAGAAUCUGAAACUCUUCAAGACAGAUUUGCUAGAUUAUGAAGGUCUUUCUACUGCAAUCUCAGGAUGUGCCGGGGUUUUUCACGUUGCUUGCCCAAUUCCUACAGAUCCUGCCAGCAUUCUUAAUCCCAAGGACAAGAUGCUGGAAGCGGCAGUCACCGGCACACGGAAUGUACUGAAUGCUUGCUCCAUAACUAAAGUGAAGAAAGUUAUUGCUGUGUCAUCUAUAGCUGCUGUUAUGCUAAACCCAAAUUGGCCAAAGGAUCAGGCGAUGAAUGAGGAGUCUUGGUCUGACUUCGAGUUUUGUAAGGCAAAUGAGCAAUGGUAUUUUCUUGCCAAGACAAAAGCAGAAAAAGAAGCUUUGGAAUAUGGAAAGACGAACGAGCUCAAAAUUGUGACCAUCUGUCCCUCCAUUAUCAUAGGGCCUUUGUUGCAGCCAACCAUGAAUAGCAGUAGCUUAUACCUCCUAAGUUACUUAAAAGAUGGAUUGGAAACACUAGACAGUGGAACCCGUUCUUUUGUAGAUGUGCGCGAUACAGCAAAAGCACUCUUGCUGAUAUACGAGAAGGAUGAAGCUGAGGGAAGGUAUAUAUGUUCAUCACAUGAUAUCACAACUCAGGAUUUGGCAGAAAAGUUGAAGGCAAUGUAUCCCCAUUACAACUACCCCAAGAGUUUUUCCGGAGGGAUGCCAUCAAUGGACAUGAGUUCAGAGAAAUUGCUGAAUUUAGGAUGGAAGUACAGAUCAUUAGAGGAGUCACUUGUUGAUGCUGUCAAGAACUACGAGAAGAGAGGCGAUUUGGCUAAAAACUAAUAGCUUGCGAGUUGUUUUGAAACCGAAGAUUACUUAGUUUAUUUCUUGAGUGCUCAACCUCGUUGUAAGAAUUCAUGUGUGCUUGUUAUUGUGGACUGGUAUUUUCAUAAGAACCUAAAAAACCCUUUAAUUUUAUCUUUUAUAAAUAAAAAAUCAUUUCGAAAAACAA